UGCGCCCAGGAAGUUUGGCACCGGAAGAGGAGGGCCUUGCCAAAAUGGCGGCGCCGGAGACGCUGGAGUCAGACAUCUCAAGUGCCGUCACACUUUUGAAAAACCUCCAGGAGCAGGUGACGGCUGUAACUGCACAAGUACAAGCACUGACAAAAAAAGUUCAAGCUGGGACAUAUUCUACAGAGAAGGGUCUCAGCUUCUUGGAAGUAAAAGACCAGCUGUUGCUCAUGUACCUUAUGGAUCUGAGCCACCUCAUCCUGGACAAAGCUUCAGGAGGUUCUCUUCGGGGACAUGCUGCAAUUUUGAGGCUGGUGGAGAUUCGCACGGUUUUGGAAAAACUUCGUCCCUUGGACCAAAAACUGAAGUAUCAAAUUGACAAACUAGUCAAGACUGCAGUGACAGGCAGCCUCAGUGAGAGUGACCCACUUCGUUUUAAGCCUCAUCCCAGCAAUUUGAUGAGCAAGUUAAGCUCUGAGGAUGAAGAGGGAGAUGAAGCAGAGGAUGGCCAGUCUGAGGCUUCAGGGAAGAAAUCUGUGAAAGGAGUGUCUAAGAAAUAUGUUCCACCACGCUUGGUUCCCGUACACUAUGAUGAAACAGAAGCUGAACGAGAGAAAAAGCGUCUGGAACGAGCAAAGAGACGGGCACUUAGCAGUUCUGUUAUUCGUGAACUUAAAGAGCAAUACUCAGAUGCUCCAGAGGAAAUUCGUGAUGCUCGGCAUCCUCAUGUUACUCGCCAGAGUCAGGAGGAUCAACAUAGAAUUAACUAUGAGGAGAGCAUGAUGGUACGUUUAAGUGUUAGUAAGAAAGAGAAAGGACGGCGAAGGCGAGCAAGUGUUAUGAGCUCACAACUUCAUUCCCUGACGCACUUCAGUGACAUCAGUGCAUUGACAGGAGGAGCUGCUCAUCUAGAUGAGGAUCAGAAUCCUAUUAAGAAACGAAAGAAGAUACCCAAGAAAGGUCGAAAGAAAAAAGGUCUACGAAGGCGGUGGUGAUUGUGGGUGUACAUAUUUACGUACUUUUUGUCAUCCUGAGAUGCUUCUAACUUCACUGUAUGUAGGUGUUUUCCUUGGACUUUUAUAAUUUGCCUUGGAAAUGUGGAAAGAACUUUACUAAUAAAAAUUGAUUUUGCUUAUGAA
Nannospalax galili (Upper Galilee mountains blind mole rat) is the source of this 1136-nucleotide messenger RNA. It is a transcript of the gene Ngdn, whose product is annotated as neuroguidin. The record is from RefSeq and is a predicted model, not a curated record. Lineage: Eukaryota; Metazoa; Chordata; Mammalia; Rodentia; Spalacidae. Gene Ontology annotation, biological process: maturation of SSU-rRNA from tricistronic rRNA transcript (SSU-rRNA, 5.8S rRNA, LSU-rRNA). Gene Ontology annotation, cellular component: nucleolus; small-subunit processome. The transcript has 11 exons. The coding region runs from base 45 to 992 and encodes 315 amino acids.